Messenger RNA from Hevea brasiliensis (rubber tree), 1627 nucleotides. RefSeq names its product E3 ubiquitin-protein ligase DIS1. The transcript is spliced from 6 exons. The coding region runs from base 392 to 1414 and encodes 340 amino acids. The record is from RefSeq and is a predicted model, not a curated record. Lineage: Eukaryota; Viridiplantae; Streptophyta; Magnoliopsida; Malpighiales; Euphorbiaceae. Gene Ontology annotation, biological process: ubiquitin-dependent protein catabolic process; multicellular organism development. Gene Ontology annotation, molecular function: zinc ion binding; ubiquitin protein ligase activity; protein binding. Gene Ontology annotation, cellular component: cytoplasm.
CUCUCUCUCUCUCUUCAGUAGCAUCAGACAGAGACUUCUUUCUUUCCUGUUUAAAAAUUAAAAAUCAAAAUCUUUUCUCUCUCUAAGUUUCUGGGAUUUGAUUGGUUACUGAGAGAAACGCUGGGAUUUUUUUUUCUUUGUUAAACAAGAAAGUGGAAGAGAAACAAGAACAAGAGCCAGAUGACCAGACCGCAAAUCUAUCCGCUUCUAUUUCUUCUUUCUUUACUAAGCCCAUCUUCGAUAGGCUUUUGAAUCCAAACCUCGUGCAAGACAAGGUGCUCCGACUGCUGUGAGGCAGCCUGUGAGGUGUUAUUCAGUUGUUUCUGUAGAUGUCCUACGGGAACUGUGUUUUGAAGUUUGAGUCAAAUCAUGAAGUUUAUGUGAUUUUAUCAUGUACAUUGCUGCUAGGGUGAGGAACCACAGCUUGUCAACAGCUUCUACAAAUCAAGCAAGAAGGUUGAGUAGAGAACAAGAUUCGGUGAGUGGUCAUACUAGCAUGGCAUCUGGAAAUCCUUUUUUUGAUGACAUGAGAAGUAAGCCAGAGGUUAUUGAUCCUCCUCAAAAUGAAGACAUGAUGGAUGUUGGUGAAAGUGUGAAUGAUCCUGCUCAGACAGCUUUGAAACCUAAUGUUACUGUGACUAGCAGUGUUCGUGAGCUAUUAGAGUGUCCUGUGUGCUUAAAUGCUAUGUAUCCUCCUAUUCAUCAGUGCUCAAAUGGUCAUACAUUAUGUUCUGGCUGCAAACCCAGAGUUCAUAAUAGGUGCCCCACCUGCAGGCAUGAACUUGGUAACAUCAGAUGUCUUGCAUUAGAGAAAGUUGCUGCAUCUCUUGAACUUCCUUGUAAAUAUCAGAGUUUUGGGUGUAUUGGCAUAUACCCGUACUACAGCAAGCUAAAACAUGAAUCACAGUGUGUUUAUAGACCAUAUAACUGUCCCUAUGCUGGAUCAGAAUGCACAGUCAUUGGUGAUAUUCCUUAUCUAGUGGCCCAUUUGAAGGAUGAUCACAAAGUUGACAUGCAUAAUGGCAGUACUUUCAACCAUAGAUAUGUCAAAUCAAAUCCACAUGAAGUUGAGAAUGCUACAUGGAUGCUAACGGUUUUUAGCUGCUUUGGUCAGUACUUUUGUCUACAUUUCGAAGCUUUCCAGCUUGGGAUGGCCCCUGUCUACAUAGCAUUCUUGCGGUUUAUGGGCGAUGACAAUGAGGCAAAGAGCUAUAGCUACAGCCUCGAGGUUGGUGGGAAUGGAAGGAAGAUGAUAUGGCAAGGAGUGCCUAGGAGCAUAAGGGAUAGCCAUCGGAAGGUCCGUGACAGUUUUGAUGGUCUCAUAAUUCAGCGCAACAUGGCUCUUUUCUUCUCUGGUGGAGACCGAAAGGAAUUGAAGCUUAGGGUGACUGGGCGGAUUUGGAAAGAGCAGUAAUGAGAUUUUUCCAUUCUAUUCUACCAUCAAAGCUAGCAGAUUUGGUUUUCUUUUUGCAGUCUCAUGAAUCUUCUGAUCAUGUAUUUUUCGAGUUGAAAGGAGGCAAACUCUCUUUGCUUGUCCAUGCAUCAAAUACAUGGGUGGGAUACAUGACACUUAUGCCUGAAACUAUAAUAUUUAUCUAGAGAUUUAGGUGUGCAAUUCUGCACUGCA